Besnoitia besnoiti is the source of this 486-nucleotide messenger RNA. RefSeq names its product RNA-binding protein 8A family protein. Gene Ontology annotation, biological process: RNA splicing. NCBI's taxonomy places the organism in Eukaryota, Apicomplexa, Conoidasida, Eucoccidiorida, Sarcocystidae. Gene Ontology annotation, molecular function: mRNA binding. The transcript has 5 exons. The coding region runs from base 1 to 486 and encodes 161 amino acids. The record is from RefSeq and is a predicted model, not a curated record. Gene Ontology annotation, cellular component: cytoplasm; exon-exon junction complex; nucleus.
AUGGCGGACGUUGAUAUGACAGCUGACAGACGCUCGGUCUCUCUGUCAAAGAGCCGGAAGCAGAAGGGCCGCGGCCUGAAGGAAGGCGGCCGCGAGAGCGACGGCCGCUACAGCGGCGACGCCGGCGUCUUCGAGAGGCUCGAGGAGAAGAAGAACGGCGCCACGAAACGCGACUCGGACCGAGCGAAGGGCCCCGGACCCGCGCGCUCCGUCGAGGGUUGGAUAAUCGUGGUCCGGAAUCUGCACGAAGAGGCACAGGAGGAAGAUCUCCACGAGAACUUUGAGUCCUUCGGCCAGAUCAAAAAUCUGCAUUUGAACCUCGAUCGCCGAACGGGUUUCGUGAAGGGCUACGCCUUCAUUGAGUACGAGACGUACGACGAGGCAGAAGCAGCUAUCAAGGGCAUGGACAGCCAGCAGCUGCUGGGACAGCCGGUGUUCGUCGACUGGGCGUUCAGCCAGCCGCCGGCGGAGAAGAAGCGCCGCUGA